AUGUUAGGUGAUAUAGUUGCGUUAUGCCUUUACUGAUACUCACGGGUAGUAAAUAUUACAAAGCGCAAUAUCGUACCCAUCUUAUCAAAAAUGUCAACAGAAAAGAAAUUAAAGGAAGCGGCGGGGCAUAUUCAGCAAGCUGAAAAGUGUUUAAAGACAUCAUUAAUGAAAUGGAAUCCAGAUUUAGAUGGAGCUGCAUCAGAAUAUAUCAAAGCAGCAACUUGCUACAAGAACGCAAAAGCUCUGGCUGAUGCUCGUGGGGCUUACUUGAAAGCUGCUGAAAUGCAGGAAAGAAUGAAAUCACCAUUCCAUGCAGCAAAAUCUUAUGAACAAGCGGGACUUUUGAGUAAGGAGAAUAAGGAGUUAGAUCAAGCUGUACAUUAUAUGGAACGGGCAUCAUUUAUGUUUCAAGAGCAUGGUACACCGGACACGGCCGCUUUAUGUCUAGAGAAAGCUGCCAAAAUGGUAGAGCAGACCAAGCCAGCUCAUGCAGUAGAACUUUAUAAAAAGGCUUCAGACGUCGCUGAUAUUGAGGACCGUCCCAGACAAAGUGCAGAGAAUAUUGGUAAAGCUGGUAGACUUCUUAUUAAUCUUGAGAGGUAUGAAGAAGCAAUAGAAUGUCUAACUAAGGAGAUAAAUUUUUACGCUGCAGCGGAGAACUAUGCAAUGAUUAAUAAACUUGUGUUAGCUGUUGUACUUAUAAAAUUAACACUAGGUGAUUAUGUGGCAGCAGAUCAAUUCUACAGAUCUUCUAUUAGUCAUCCUGGUUUCACGGACAGUGAAGAGUGUGCAGCUGUAGAUGAGUUAUUACAGGCAUAUGAUGAUGGUGAUGAAGAAACUGCUAGAAGAGUUCUGUCCAUUCCACUCAUCAAAUAUAUGGACAAUUGUUUUGCAAAGUUGUCAAAGAAGUUGGUUAUACCAGGUGGAAUGCGGGUUGGGAAAUCAGAGGCUGGUGUGACAGAAAUAAAUACAGUGGGCGGAGCUGGAGGUGGAGGAGGAGCUAUACAUCUUGAUGAUGAUGAAGAAGGCGGUCUUUGCUGAAAAUCAUUCACCAUAGACAGUGAAGAGUAGACAGUUAGCUGAGAAGGAAAGAAAAAUGCUGAAAGAAGUAAAUAGAGUGAUGAAAUACAAUAAACAUUGACUUGAUGAUAGUGUUAAAAGUAAAAUAAAAGAUUCUUUUAAUAAGUAGUUUAGGAUGUAGGGUUAGAAAUGACAAGUUACAACUUAUUAUGAUAUGAUAUAUUAUAGAUAAAGCGCAAAUACUCAAAGUAUGCUUUUAAUGGGGAAAAAUAAUCUUUUAUGUAUGUAGUCCAUUCCAUAUUUGAUUGAGUAAGGCCUUUAUUUGUUUUCCAAACAUCAAAAUUUCAUCAGCAUUUUAACAUUUCUUUUAAAAGAUAGAUGAUUCUUAGAAAUUUUAAAGUUCCGAAAUUUACAAUCAGUUAGGAAAAUGAAACAAAUACACAGAGUUCAAAAUAUCAGUUUCAUAGUUUUAUCAUUUACAUUCCUAUUAAGAAACCAGCUAUUGUGUUUUAUACAGUAUUACUUUUCUACUAAUAUGUCUUAUAUGUCACUUUUGCCUGUCCAAUUCCAUGUUGACUGUUACUAACAGUAAAUUUUAUACUUGUCCCUAUAAGAUAAUACCUGAAUUAUGUUGAAAGUACUGUAUGAUCAC
Molecule: messenger RNA, 1672 nt
Organism: Ruditapes philippinarum (Manila clam)
Lineage: Eukaryota; Metazoa; Mollusca; Bivalvia; Venerida; Veneridae
Product: gamma-soluble NSF attachment protein-like
Exons: 10
Coding region: 91-1041 (316 amino acids)
Biological process (GO): intracellular protein transport
Cellular component (GO): vacuolar membrane; SNARE complex
Molecular function (GO): syntaxin binding; soluble NSF attachment protein activity
Source: RefSeq, a predicted model, not a curated record